AUGAGCACAGAGUCUCGUCCUAAACCGACAAUCACCGACCCCAGCGACGCCAUCAUCCAAGUGACACAUUGCACGAUCUCCGGCUCAGAUCUACACCUCUACGAAGGAGACCUGGGCGACAUUAUGCGAAAAGGCGACAUCAUGGGACGAGAGGCCAUCGGGCUGGUGGACGAAGUUGGACUCAAAGUGAGAUCCCGCAAGGUCGGCGAUCGAGUGAUAAUUAUACCAGUGAUAAUGGAAGUUGCGUCCGGACACUGUGUGUCGGAAGCCGAUGCGGAGAUUCGACAGUAUCACCCGCUUCUCCUCGACCUGGUCAUCUCGGGUCAAUUGGAUCCGUCGUGGACGUUCACAUACGAGGAUCAAUUCGAGAAUAUCGCUGAUCACUACUGGCGCUUUGCGGAGCACGAAGAGCCUGGAGGGUUACAGGUGGUUCUGGCGAAGGCAUUUGGGCGCGCAGUGAGCAACCAAGUAGUGAUAUGA
Molecule: messenger RNA, 480 nt
Organism: Penicillium daleae
Lineage: Eukaryota; Fungi; Ascomycota; Eurotiomycetes; Eurotiales; Aspergillaceae
Product: putative formaldehyde dehydrogenase
Exons: 4
Coding region: 1-480 (159 amino acids)
Source: RefSeq, a predicted model, not a curated record